GGGGGGGCCGCCUGCCGCCGCCGCCGCUCACCGGCGUCUCCAGCCCGGCAACGGGCCUGGCGCGGAGUCCGAGGCCGCCGCCUCGACGGUCAACUCGUCUUCCGCGUCGUCGUCGUCCUCAUCCUCGUCGUCGUCGUCCUGCUCCACCUCGGAGCGGCUGAGCUGCCCGAUCUGUGAGCGCCUGAUGCCCGGCGCCUCGGCUCCCUCCGACAACGAGCCGGGCCUCCCGGCCGAGCUGCUGCUGCUCAACAACCUGCUGGACGUGGUGUCGGCGGCCGAGGACGAGCUGGACGGCGGAGGGGGAGGAGGAGGAGGUGCGGCGGCAGGGGGCAGAGGCCGUGCCCGGCCCCGGAGCUCCCAGGCCGGGGCCGGGGGCGGAGGCUGCAGCUCCUGCGACGAAGGCGCGCCGGUCACCUCCCGCUGCCUGGACUGCGCCGAGUACCUGUGCGACCGCUGCGUGCGGGCCCACCAGCGGGUCCGCCUCACCAAGGAGCACGCCAUCCACCGCUUCAGGCAGCAGCCCCAGCCCCACUACAACCAGCAGCCCUUCGCCAGCCUGCCCAUCGCACACGAACGGGUCAGCUACUGCCAGCAACACGAGAACGAAGUGAUGCGUCUGUACUGUGAUACUUGCGCUGUCCCAAUUUGUCGAGAAUGCACAAUGAGCCGUCAUGUAGGGCACAGCUUUGUCUACCUCCAGGAUGCCGUACAGGACUCCAAAGAAAUUACCCUACAGUUAUUAGCAGAUGCACAGCAAGGACGACAGGCAAUUCAGCUCAGUAUAGAGAAAGUCAGAGCUAUGGUGGAACAAGUAGAGAUGAAAGCUCAAGUGAUUCGAUCAGAAGUCAAAGCAGUUACUUCACGGCAUAAGAAGGCUCUCGAGGAACGUGAGUGUGACCUGUUGAGAAAGGUUGAAAAGAUCCGGCAGAUGAAGGCCAAAACCCUGCACCUUCAGGUGGAAGCACUGCGUGAGAAUUUAACCAGGCUGGAAAGCACUAUAGAUUGUGUUCAGAAAGCCUUAUUGGACGGGCGUGAUGUGGAUGUUCUCUUGGCAAAAGAACAAAUGUUUGUCCAAAUCCAAGACUUGAAGAAACUUCGGAAUCUCCUACAACCUCAAGACGACGACACCCUUUCGUUCAUUCCACCCGAUGGUGUACUGUACAAAGCCAUCAAGUCACUGGGCAUAAUUAGUAGCAGUGCAUAUGCUCCAAUAUCUACAGCAACUGGUGAAGGAUUGAAACGGGCAUUACGUGGGAAAAUGAGCAGUUUCACUGUAAUCACAAAGGAUCACACUGGUGAAGGAAGAUCGUCUGGUGGUGACUUGGUAGUGGUUGUUAUCAUGGGUCCUGAUGGCUGUCUCUUUCGUGCUGAUGUUCUUGAUCAUCAUGACGGCACCUACACAGUUAGUUAUUCCCCGCAUCUGGAAGGAGAGCAUGUAGUCUCAGUGACAAUUCGUGGUCAGCAUAUUGAGAACAGCCCUUUUCGAGUAAUUGUCAAAGCAGGUCGCAAUUACUCUGGAAUUGGGCUUCCAAUCUGCUCCUUUGGAGGAGAAGGGGAUGAAGAUGGACAGCUUUGCCGACCAUGGGGUGUCUGUGUCAACAAAGAAGGCUACAUUAUCAUCGCUGAUCGUAGCAACAACCGUGUUCAGGUGUUCACACCAAGCGGAACCUAUCACCACAAGUUUGGGACAGCAGGAGCCAGGCCUGGACAGUUUGAUCGUCCUGCUGGAGUUGCCUGUGAUCAGAAUUGUCGAAUCGUAGUGGCUGAUAAGGACAAUCACCGCAUUCAGGUGUUCACCUUUGAGGGACAGUUUAUCCUUAAAUUUGGGGAGAAAGGAAGCAAGAAUGGCCAGUUCAACUACCCAUGGGAUGUUGCAGUCAAUACUGAUGGAAAGAUCCUAGUGUCUGACACUCGUAAUCAUAGAGUUCAGCUUUUUGGCCCAGAUGGAAAUUUUGUAAGUAAAUAUGGCUUUGAGGGAGCAUUGUGGAAGCACUUUGAUUCUCCUCGUGGAGUGGCCUUUAACCAUGAAGGACACCUUGUGGUUACAGAUUUCAACAACCACCGGCUGCUGGUAAUCCAUCCUGACUUCCAGUCUGCACGUUUCCUUGGCUCUGAAGGCACCAGUAACGGUCAGUUCCUCCGACCUCAGGGUGUAGCUAUUGACCAAGAAGGCCGCAUCAUUGUAGCUGAUUCCAGGAACCAUCGCAUUCAGAUCUUUGAACCAAAUGGCAAUUUCCUGUGUAAGUUCGGGACCCAAGGCAGUGGCUUUGGACAGAUGGACCGUCCAUCCGGAAUAGCCCUGAUGCCAGAUGGACUGAUAGUAGUCGUCGACUUUGGCAACAAUCGUAUCCUCUUGUUUUAAUAAUGCUGUGUGCUUUGAUUUUCUAUAUUGUGGAAUUGUUGCUCAGGGACAAUGUCUUAAUUGUUUUCCCUAGAGAAGACAGGUUUUUUUUUUCUGUGCUGCAGUCAUCUACCUCAUGAUGGUAAAGUGUGAGCUGUGAGACUACUUCAAAACUACAUAAAUAUAUAGACCUACCUCACUGCCUGCAGAUGUUGGGCUGACUUAAUGUUUGGAUAUUUCCAUGGAACUGUGCAAAUGUGUCCAGGCAAUUGGUGCCUUUAUGACCUGAAUCCAAAGACUUGUUUCUUAGUAUUAAAAUUGUCCUGUAGCUUUAUUUAAAGAAAAAUCUCUCAGGUAGGAAGACUAUUGGCCUCUUCUGUAGCCUAAAAAUGGCCAUUUGUGGGUGACUGAAAAGUUUUGGCUGCCUACCUGCAUACAUUUUGUUUUCAGGGAUUAUUUGAUAUUGAAUAUCUCGUACGUUUAGCCCUACACUCUUCUGAAUGUAGCCCCACGCUCCACCUGAAUGUAAACUAAGUACCUCUUUUUUUUUUUUGUUGUUGUUGUUUUUGGGCUGUAAUGUUCUUUGGCCUGAUGCACAUAAUGGUGAACAUAGAAGUUGCUGAGGGUUCUUCUGUGUGUUUGUUUAUUUGGGGUAUUUGUGUAAGGAAAAUUUGGGAUGCUAUUUGAUACCCUGAAGAUCAAAGUAUAAAAGGCACCUGGGAUAAUCAAAUUAUAUUUACCUCAACUGCUAGCUCAGGUACCUACAUAAAAUCAAUUUCCUACUGAAAUGGUAGGCUGUAUUUGGUUUCAGAGGCAGUAUUACUUUGCUUUGGAAGUGUGAAUUGGCUGAUUUAGACUUUUUCUUUGGGUCUUGUUUAAUCAGAGUCCUGUUAGGUGGGAAUCUACAGAAAAACAAGUUCAGGGUGAGCAAAGUCCACUGGUCCUGUUUUGGUGUGCCACUGUUUGGAUGCGCACGCACUGUUACAGAUGCCAUAAACCGAAAUGGCCACCUAACUAAUUGGUUCUCAAUGCCAAGUUUCCUAAGUGGGGAGAUUUUUAAUCCUCUAUGCUUCAUUUAAAAACAUCAACAUGUUUUCUCAUCAAAACAACUGUAAAAUGAAAUUGAGUUAACCAGUUCUUUACUGAUGAGUUUUAGGCAAUGAUUUAUAUUGUCCUGGCCCCUCAAGCAGAAAAAAGGUCAGUUCUUUAAAGGGCAUUAUUGUAAUGGUUUGUAUGUCGUGCGCUGGAGCAGUAGUAACACUUGUGAAGACCCAUAAGGACUGGCAAUAAUUGCUGAUUGCAACUGUGCUGUUAUGUUAAUAUUCUGCCAGGAUUCUGGCUGUAGCUGAUAGUUGAGGAAAUAUAUACACCUAUAUAUAUGCUGUAGUCGUAGGAACGUUGGUAGAAUCCUUGGAUUUAUUUCCAUCUCUGAAUCUUCCAUUUUUCCUGUAGCCCAAAAGUGACCAAUUAGUUUAGAAAUGAGACAAUGUCUCUUUAAAACUAUUUUAAAUUAAGUUUAUGCAAAUGAUUUCCUUCACAGCCUUCUCUUAAGUACAGAUUUUAGAAAAUACAGUAUUUUUACAGUCUAGGAAUCGCAGCAUAUAAACCUGACAUUUUACAGAAACCACACUGAAUAUUUUUGCAAAAUCUGUGGUUUAUAGCCAUAAAUUGCGUAAUUUUAACUCUGAGCCAGUUUCAUCAUACCUAAGGUAUUCCAUUAGUUUACCUGCCUUGCUAGUUUGGUAAUCAGAGUGAAGGCACAAUCCCAUUUCCAUUUCCUUUUUUUAGCCUUUUACCUGCCAAUUGUUUGCAGCUUGCAAAAGUCUGCAACCUGUGAUGCAUUCCACCUUUAACAAUGUGUGAUCAGUUGCCUUUUGGGAAGGAAAUGGGUCCAAGUAUUUAAAAGGUUGGGGGGGUUUCACAUUUGGUUCCUUCAUUUGAACAAAAGACUGGUGUGGCUUCAUUUUAGAUCAACUCACCUAGGCCAGCUUUCCAAAUCAGGCAAAAGGAUGAACUACUGGGCCGACCUCUGAAUGCAACUGGACCUUAAUUCUGGACCACAAUGGAUUGGGUUCAAGUGUAAGAGCUGCUAUUUAAUUAAAACAGACAAAUUAAUGCAAAUUUUAUCAUUACUCUGAGCUUGUUGAAACGAGACUUUUUAGUUCUUGGCAGGUUGGAAGAGGCAUGUUAGUCAGUAAAAUGAUGGGGAAAUCUGAAAUGAGAGGUAACAUUAAUGUAAAUUUGAGGUCCCAGCCGAGGAAAAAAGUGCUUGUUUUUGGUUAACCUUAAGAUUAAAAAUUCAAUUUUUUGCAGAGCAGUAUCCGUUUAUAAAUGUUAAUAUUCUGCAUUAUUGUAAGCUCCCUAAUUAAUCUGUUUAGCUUUCAAGAUGAAACUGGCUAAUGUGCUGCUUCAAAUUGUGACAGUCAGUUGAAUAUGUCGUGGUUAGAUGUUGUAGUGUAGAAUGGCUUUUGUUUUACACAUCGGGAAACAGUUCGUCAGCGGUGGUUAUUGAUUAAUGCAAACCAGUUAAGGGACCCAUCAAUUUGAAAUGCACAUUUGAUCUCUCCACCUUUUUGAACUAUGAAAUAGGCUUUUGUCUUUAAAAUUAGAUUGAAACCUACAAAAAAUUCCUGUAAUUUGAAUGCUGUGCUCUUGAGUUUUAUGCAGUUACAGUUUUUGGUGUACAGCCAUAGAUGUAUCUCUUGAAGCCAUUAUUUUUCCCUCAGCACAAAUUUAAAGAUACAAGCACACAGUUGUCACCCCACUUUGGGGUACCAUUUUAAAAGUAAAAAUUCAACCUUUAAAAAAGUAUCAAUUUUUACAAACCAAAUGAAUCAGUUAUUACUGUAUUGAGUUCCUUUGGGAUAGCAGAUAAGUCUCAACCAAAUUGAAUCUUAUUUAAAGAUGGGGUGUUUCCUUAAUUAAAACUGUUUAAAAUAUCUUUUACUUUGUUUGAGGUUGUUGAUAUGUAGGUUUUGCACUGGCUGCUAGAUAGAAAAAAAUGUGGUUAUGAUAACCAGUUCUUUUCCUUCUGGCUCCUGGUGAACUUUGCUAAUCUAUCGUGUGAUGACCUUUUUGAUCAUGUUGCUCAUAAUGAGGUAAUCAGUUAAUAUUUAGUGUUUUCUUCAAAUCAUAAUGGGUCUUUGAAGUUUUCUAAGGCAGUGUAUUGAUCUGAAACUUUAUCUUUUUGGUGCAAAAAAAAGUAAAGUUAAAGCUUAAUUCCAGGAGAGAAGUUCUUGUUUUAAAAAUUCAUCCUUUUUAAUCAUUUUCAAUUUGGCUUAAGUGCCUGCUAUCCAAUUGGUGACUUAAGAUCUUGAUUUAGUUUUCUAUGCAUUUUGAAUUGGGUGGGUCAGUGUUCAAAACUCAUCACUUUUUUUCCAAUUUUGUAACUGGACAAAUCCCCAAAGUCUGUUUUAGCUUGAGUAUUCACAAAAUAACUUUACACAGCUUUACAAGCAAAUUCAGAGAGUUCACUCAAAGUGCUUAAUGGAUAAUGUUCACAAUUCUUGAAGUUUAAGCAGGCACAGUACCUUACCUCCAAUAACCUUAACAAGCGAUCAGCUUGCAGAAUUCCAAGAAACCAAUUAAUUCAGAGAGUAGGGUCAAAAUGAUACAUAAUUCUCAGGGAAGUGAUCCUACUAUCUCUGAAUGGUAAUUGGGGUGCAAGAUGUGGUUCUGGUGCCUUGUCAGGUAAUGGUUUUUGUCUACCUCAGUGCCUCUUUCUGUGGCAGCUUCAAACUACCUCAUGUUGGAACCCAAUUGGCUCACCCGCCAUUGGGUGAAGAGCUUGCACCCGGGGCUAAUGUGCAGUCUUAUAGCGGGAUUUUAAUGCACCCAUGAAUCAGCUGCCGAAAUAGGCAUUGAACAAAUAAGUUUAUGGAUGAUGGUUUGUACAAAGCCCCUACUAGUCUGUUGUCACUUGUUUUAGCAAACUCCCAUUCAGUGUAUGUUGGGUUCAUCAGUUAAGUGUCUGCAGUGCAGCUCCAGAAACACUUUGCAAAAAUAGAAAUUCCAUAAUCUGAACAAACUUCUGAACUUAAUAGAAAUUAUCCUUGUUUUAAUGUCAUUUGCACAUUUGAAAGACCUUGUGCUCCCAGGCUUAUUCUAUUAAAUUCCGUCAAAAGGAAACUCUUGGGAAAAUUCAGUUGCAAAUGAAUAUUUCCCACUGGCCCUGCUGUGCUGAAUGGUCAUUUUAUGAAUAGUCAUGUAGCUUGAUUUAAUGGCAUCACAGGGCAGGCCAAAUCUCUACCUCUCACACAUGGAAGAAUUGUUUACAUGCAAAGUAAACCACCUAAUCCCAAUGGUGACUUAUCCUUUUUUCACUGUUCUAAAAUAUUUUCGCUUAAGUGUAUGGAUGCUAGUAAGUGGGCAAGCUUUCGAUCAGAUGUCUCGAGUUUUCCCUUAAGGUUCUUGAUGUGGCGUCCCUUCUGUUCUUCAUGCCAAGUGAGGUUUUGGAAAAAGUGGAGAUGGAGGGGCUGUUCUGGUUAGUUGGAAGGUGGUGGAGUGGGGGGGGGGCAGGGAGCUGAUAAGGUAGGUUUGGGAGCAGUUGAACUCUAGGCCAUUUUGGUUUGUCAUCCAUGUACAUGUGUGCAAAAUAGAAUCUGAUGAUCACGGGCACUUGGAGUUGAUUUUCUAAGCUUGCCAGCAGAUGCAAUUGAAGUUUUGCAGGUUUUGACCAUUUAAGCCAGUCCAGUUUACUCAAAACUGAGUCAUCAGACAUUUAAUAAAUCCGUUCCUCACUAAAAUGUUGGAUGUUGUUAAAAUGUAGACAGCGGAGUUAUUGACUUUUUUCCAUUGACAAAAUAUGAUUCUGGUUGAUAAUGGGAGCACCUGAUGUGCUGUUUGUUUAAACAAAUUGUUUUUGUGAACUGAUUUUAUGAAGUGCUUAAGUUGUUUUUUUAUAUAUUGUGAAACUGGGUUUCAAACCACUAGUUAAGCAGACUUUAUUCAAAAUUUAUUCUUGAGAAUUUAGUGUCUGGUCCAAGAUCCAGAAAUCCUGGCUGAGAAGACAUAAUAUAUAGCUUAAAGAAGUUUUCGCUGUUUUCUAAAAACAGUGAAACCAAGUUCUGGGCUCAAAUUAUUUUAGAGGCAGAACUACAGUAAAAUCAAAGGUUCUAUUGAGUUGUAUAAGUAGCGAUUUUGCUUAUUGCCUCUGUUUUUCUUUGCUAAUUUUAACUUUGUAGUCUGUUCUAGAUUAAGGGGAUAGCAUUAAAAUGUCUGGUGCAAGUGGUCAAAGGCCCUUUUCUCAAACUUAGACAAGUGCCUCAAAAUGACGGAGCCUGUUUCUGUAUUUAAAGAUGUCUGAGCAGUAUUGUUUAAGUUACUGUUGUACAACAACCCAGCAUUUAAUGUUCAUCGGUGGUUACCACUGCUUAAAGGAGAGGGGAAAUUGGGGUCCUAGACUACCAGAAAAGUGUUUGUUUUAAAAGAAAAUUCCUCUUGGGGUUGUCUUUACAGUAAGGUGACGGGUAAUUUUUUUUUUGUUUCACACUUUUGUAUAAUUUACCUCUACAUUGUAAGAUCCAGCCUCUGCACCAAAGAAUGAGGUUUACUGACCUGGAACACUACUUAUUCCUGUGUGUUUUGAAAGCCUAAAAAUUGAUGUUUGUGCAAUUUUAUCUGGAUGAAAGUUCAAUAAAAUUUGUUUACAAUUGA
Chiloscyllium plagiosum (whitespotted bambooshark) is the source of this 7996-nucleotide messenger RNA. It is a transcript of the gene trim71, whose product is annotated as tripartite motif containing 71, E3 ubiquitin protein ligase. Lineage: Eukaryota; Metazoa; Chordata; Chondrichthyes; Orectolobiformes; Hemiscylliidae. Gene Ontology annotation, biological process: protein polyubiquitination; proteasome-mediated ubiquitin-dependent protein catabolic process. The record is from RefSeq and is a predicted model, not a curated record. Gene Ontology annotation, molecular function: ubiquitin protein ligase activity; protein binding; zinc ion binding.